Molecule: messenger RNA, 474 nt
Organism: Zasmidium cellare ATCC 36951
Lineage: Eukaryota; Fungi; Ascomycota; Dothideomycetes; Mycosphaerellales; Mycosphaerellaceae
Exons: 4
Coding region: 1-474 (157 amino acids)
Biological process (GO): deadenylation-dependent decapping of nuclear-transcribed mRNA
Cellular component (GO): Lsm1-7-Pat1 complex; P-body
Molecular function (GO): RNA cap binding
Source: RefSeq, a predicted model, not a curated record
AUGGAGAACCUCAACCUCCAUGAUGCUGGAUCGCCAGGCCCACCGCCGCCGCCGGUGCCUCAACUGCCUCCACAAAUGUUCACGACCGCCGCCCAACUGCUAGAUCUAACCGAUAAGAAACUAGCGGUGGCUUUGCGCGACGGCAAGAAGUUGAUCGGUGUCUUGAGGAGCUGGGACCAAUUCGGAAACCUUGUCCUUCAAGAUACCAUCGAGCGACUGUUUUGCCAAAAUCUCUACUGUGAUAUUGAGCGAGGCAUGUUCCUCGUCCGCGGCGAGAAUGUUCUACUUCUUGGAGAAAUCGACCUCGACAAAGACGACUACGUUCCCGACGUAUUCGAGCUCGCACCGGUGGAGAAGGUCUAUGGCUUGAAGAAGCAAGAAGAGCAAAGCAGGAAGACGACCGACAAGUCCAAGCAAAAGAAGCUGGCAGAGUUGGGCUUUGAAGGAGAACAUAGCGGGGAGGUCAUAUUUUGA